UUGGGGGGAGGAAGCUGUCCAGUCCCAGCUGUGCUCCAGCCAUAGGAAUUACGAUACCUUCAGGCAGAUAUCAAGAGACAUGAUGGAAAAGGGCCAUGACCGGGACACCCUGCAGUGCAGGGUUAAAGUGAAGGAGCUGUGGAAUUCCUACCGCAAAGCCCUCGAAGCAAACAGCCGCUCCGGUACUGCCCCCACAACCUGCUGUUUUUACAAAGAACUGGACGCGAUACUUGGUGGCGACCCCACCUCCAUUCUGAGUACCACCAUGAACACUGCAGAGCCCAGUCCAACAAGGCAGGAGGAGGAGGAGCAAAGCGGGAGCGAGUGUGCCGAGGAAGAGGAAGAAACCCCGACAUCCCUAGAUGCAUGCAGCCAGGACCUGUUCUCAAGCCAGGCGGAAGGUAGCCAGUUGCGGUGGCCGGUGCUUGGGGAAGGACCAACACCAAAGGAGGCUCCUGAUGCAACCUUGAGAUCUCAGCCAUCCAUGUUAUCACCAGCUGAGAGGCUGCAAAGAAUCAGGAAGAGGCCACGUCGAAGCAAAGAGGACAUGCUGCAUGAAGUCAUGCAGCAGUCCCUUAAUGAAAAUUAAAAAGUGCACGUGUGGCGGGAGAGUGAAAAGAGGGUCCGCCAGCAGAAUGCGGAUUGCUGGCGCCAAAGCAAAGAGCAGCUGAUAAGCAUCAUGGAGUGCCAAGCGGACUCGAUCCAGGCGCUCGUAGCCGUGCAUGCAGAGCACUACUGCCCCCGCCCCUCCCACAGCUCUUGUCCUAGAACUCUUUCCCUUGUGCCCCCAUGUCAUCGCCAACCCACUUUCCCCAACAUCUGGGUUCUUAUCACCACCAGCUGUCUCCAACGCCUGUAGCUUCACCACCCAGCCCUGAAAACUACGACACUUACGCACUGCACUCAUCCCCCAUCACCAUGCAGUAUAGCCAGGCUGAAGUGCAGCACUCGUUGCACAGCACUCCAGACAGGAAGGCUGAGUAUGAUAACAGGACAUAUGCAAACCUGUGAUUGUAUCGUUCUGCACCCCAGCCCCUUGCCCUUUGUGUUUCCCAAGC
Molecule: messenger RNA, 1058 nt
Organism: Gopherus flavomarginatus (Mexican gopher tortoise)
Lineage: Eukaryota; Metazoa; Chordata; Testudines; Testudinidae
Product: zinc finger and SCAN domain-containing protein 29-like
Exons: 2
Coding region: 80-589 (169 amino acids)
Source: RefSeq, a predicted model, not a curated record